GUUGCCCGACAGAUGGGCCCGGAGGUCAAGUUUGGCGUUACGGAUCCCAUCUCCCUGGGGAUGCCCACGGAGGCUGAACUCGCGUUGGACGAGCAGUUGCAUGAGGAGAUGAAAAGCGACGCACCCUUGGAGACAGAGGAGAAGAUGCGUUUCCGUGCCGAAGUCUUGAUCGAAUUGAAGCGGAUCUGUCAACAAUGGGUCCAGGAGGAGUGCAUCAGCCAGGGCGAUGAAGACUUGGCACAGAGGGCGGGCGCCAAGAUUUUCACCUUCGGAUCUUACAGGCUGGGUCUCAUCAGCCCCGGCUCCGACAUCGACGUCCUCUGCGUGGCGCCUAAAAACAUCACGCGCGAAUCCUUCUUCCAGGCUCUGGUUCCGAAGUUGCAGGAGCAUCCGGAGGUCACAGACGUCACGCCGGUGCCGGACGCCUACACGCCCAUCAUCAAGAUGAAGCUGUCGAGCGUGGAGAUCGAUCUCCUUUUCGCCCGGCUGUCCUCCAUGACGGAGGAACUGUCGUGGCGGCCUUUGCCCGCGCGCCUUCUGCGGCGGGCGGCCCGGGGCACUACCGCCACGGAUACAGAGUUACCCCUGGUGCAGGUAUACAUGCUUCAAAACGAUGUUCAGGAGGCUUCUGGUGUGCAUGCUGCAGGUGCGGAGGCAGGGACAUCGGACGCAGAAGGAGGUGUCGCUGCGACGGAGUUAGAUUCGGAGAGUGUGGAAGCGGGAUUUGCAAGGCUGCGGCGGCAAGUGCGCGUGAAGCUGCAGGCAGUGGCCAUGGCAAUCGACGUCGGACACGGGGCGCAGGUCAGAAGCCGAAGAGAACAGAGAGGAAAAGAAAAGGACAUAUGGAAAAAGAGGCUGCAGGAGGAACGUCAGAAAGCCGUGCAACAGGGAAAGCUGACGAGACAUGUGCAGGUGACAGGUGCUCGAGCCCUUACGCGUGGUUUAGAGGUAGGCUUACGGAAGAUCGAGCCCAGACGGCAGGUGGAGACAGGAGAUGCAGGUAUGGAAGGCGCUUGCGAGGUAGUGUGUUCCGAUGGUCAAAAGGAUGGGCUGCCUUGCGUCAGAGACGAACUAGCGGCAUGGAACCGCAGCCGCACACCCCUGCAAGCACGUCCGCAGGCAUCGCCUUCUGCUGAUGUUGCUCCAACCGUGCUGGAUGGGACACCAGACAGUGAGCGGGUGCGGCGAUGCUUGGAGCGUGAAGCAGAAGAUGCUUUGCCAGAGGUUGUGCGCAAGGACUUGGCCAUUCAGCCCGACAGGCCGCUUGUAGAAAGAUGA
This is a messenger RNA of Cladocopium goreaui, 1278 nucleotides long. NCBI's taxonomy places the organism in Eukaryota, Dinophyceae, Suessiales, Symbiodiniaceae. The record is from the annotation of a GenBank genome assembly.